ACUCGAAGCACAUUUCACCCAUUCACACCACCAAACCAAUCUCAAAAUGCCGCCCAAGAAGUCUGGAUCCGGAAAGAAGAAGGCACCCACCGCAUACAACCUCUACAUGAAGACCCAGCUGGAGAAGCUGAAGAAGUCUGAGCCCAACUUGGACCACAAGGAGCGCUUCAAGAAGGUCGCCGCCAGCUGGGCCAAGGACCCUUCCAACCCCAAGAACAAGAAGUAGGCGAGGUCCGUGGUUGAGCACAAUAUGAUACCAGUGAUUUCUGCCUCGAUAAUGGGUGAGUCCUCUCGACGCGCUGCUGCCCAGUCGAGGAGAAGUCCCUGAAGACGUGCUCCUCACAAGCGAACACGGAGCUAUCACGUGGACGAGGGGCCUCGUGACGUCUCUUGGAUAGUCUGCUGACCAUCUACCGUCUUCCAUCUCCGCGUUUCACGAACAGUCUGUACCAUGGCAAUCUUGUAGCGAAGUAGUAGUCCUGUCAUUGCGUGUCUUUCUCUGCUCCACGCUUCCUGUCUUUACCUUGUUUUGGAUCUGAACCAUCCUCUGGCCGCCG
Molecule: messenger RNA, 557 nt
Organism: Microstroma glucosiphilum
Lineage: Eukaryota; Fungi; Basidiomycota; Exobasidiomycetes; Microstromatales; Microstromataceae
Exons: 3
Coding region: 47-226 (59 amino acids)
Biological process (GO): multicellular organism development
Source: RefSeq, a predicted model, not a curated record